Messenger RNA from Olea europaea var. sylvestris, 1118 nucleotides. RefSeq lists its product as uncharacterized. Gene Ontology annotation, molecular function: zinc ion binding; nucleic acid binding. The transcript has 2 exons. The coding region runs from base 172 to 810 and encodes 212 amino acids. The record is from RefSeq and is a predicted model, not a curated record. NCBI's taxonomy places the organism in Eukaryota, Viridiplantae, Streptophyta, Magnoliopsida, Lamiales, Oleaceae.
UUCAAUGGGCUAAAUUUCUCUGACUGGUGUGAACAAGUUCAGUUCAACUUAGGUGUUUUGGACUUGGACUUGGCACUUCAAGUUGAGAAACCUGCCGAUCUUACUAAUGAGAGCAGUGCUGAUGAAAGAUCUGUCCAUAAAGCUUGGGAAAGGUCAAACAGAUCAAGCCUAAUGUUUAUGCAGAUGACCUUAGCAAAGAAUAUCAAGUCUACUAUCCCUAAAACUGAGAAUGCUAAGGAAUAUAUGAAGUUUGUAGAAGAACGUUCCCAAACAGCUGACAAAUCACUUGCUGGCACACUGAUGAGUACCUUAACCACCAUGAAAUUUGAUGGUUCUCGUACCAUGCAUGAGCACGUUACUGAAAUGAGUAACAUUGCAGCAAGACUUAAGACUCUUGGGAUGACUGUGGAUGAGAACUUCCUAGUACAGUUUAUCAUUAACUCUUUGCCUCCCGAGUACGGUCCAUUCCAUAUGAACUAUAAUACCUUAAAGGACAAAUGGAAUGUGAAUGAAUUGCACAGUAUGCUCGUGCAAGAGGAGACAAGGCUUAAGAAUCAAGGAACUCAUUCUAUUCAUCUUGUAAGUCGUCAAGGAGCUGGAAAGAAAUAUAAGAAAAGAUCUGGAAAGGGCAUUAAGCAAGGACCACUAAAGAUAAAUGAGUCUUCUGCCCAAAUCCACAAUAAGGAAUACAAGAAAGAUGUGUGCCAUUUCUGUCGUAAACCUGGGCACCAUAAAAAGGACUGCCUGAAACGUAAGGCAUGGUUCGAAAGUAAAGGGAUUCCUUUCAACCCAGACCAUAAAUCCAAAUGAAAAGUUUGUCCUCAUGGGAAAUCGAGUCAAAGCUCCAGUUGAAGCCAUUGGAACCUAUCGUUUGAUUUUAGAUACUGGACAUCAUUUAGAUUUAUUUCAAACACUUUAUGUACCUUCCAUUUCUUGCAAUUUAGUUUCUUUAUCAAAACUUGAUUCCGCUGGAUAUUUCUGUAAUGGUGGAAAUGGAUGUUUGAAUUUGUUUAAGCAAAAUCAUCUUAUUGGUUCCGCUAUUCUUUGUGAUGGCUUAUACAAAUUAAAGCUUGAUAACCUUUUUGCCGAGACUCUUUUGACCUUGCAUCAUAAUAUUG